Musca vetustissima is the source of this 1277-nucleotide messenger RNA. RefSeq names its product 60S ribosomal export protein NMD3-like. Gene Ontology annotation, cellular component: nucleus; cytoplasm. The record is from RefSeq and is a predicted model, not a curated record. Gene Ontology annotation, biological process: ribosomal large subunit export from nucleus. NCBI's taxonomy places the organism in Eukaryota, Metazoa, Arthropoda, Insecta, Diptera, Muscidae. Gene Ontology annotation, molecular function: ribosomal large subunit binding.
AAUGCCACCGGCUCCACAGCCAACAAUACACCCACCUCUAUGGUGUUGUGUUGUGAAUGUGGUGUUCCCAUACAACCAAAUCCAUCAAAUAUGUGCGUCACUUGCCUUCGAAAUCAUGUUGACAUCACGGAAGGCAUACCCAAGCAGGCUGUUCUGCAUUUCUGUCGCAACUGUGAGCGAUAUUUGCAACCACCGGGAGAAUGGAUACAAGCUGCCUUGGAAUCACGUGAGCUAUUGGCAUUGUGUUUGAAAAAACUCAAGGGCCUGAAGGAGGUUAAACUUGUUGAUGCUGGUUUUGUUUGGACCGAGGCGCAUUCGAAACGUAUCAAGGUAAAAUUAACCGUACACGGUGAAGUAUCCGGGGGAACAGUACUGCAACAAGUGUUCAUUGUCGAAUUCACGGUACAAAAUCAAAUGUGCGAUGAUUGUCAUCGUACGGAAGCUAAAGAUUUUUGGCGUUGUAUGGUGCAGGUACGCCAAAGAGCUGAGAACAAGAAGACAUUCUUCCGCCAUCAAUUAGGUAAUCUAUCACCGAUUUGUUUGAUCAAUAAAGUCACCAGUGGCAUACAUUUGAUUGAUCCAAUGACUGCACAAAUUGCUGAAGUAUCUGGCCAGGCUUAUUUCCGUUCUCCCUUUGAGGCGAUUUGUAACCCCAAACAACUUGUGGAAUAUAUUGUAAUGGAUGUGGAAAUCAUCAUGGACAAGGACCGUAAAUAUUAUCCCGGUCAGGGCCAGUUGUCUUUCCGGCAUGUUUUGUGUGAUAUAUGGGUUGUAAGGGCCUCCGAACUGGGUAUUAACGACAAUCCCAUACACACACGUAGUCAUUUGGGUCAUUUACUGAAAGUUGGUGAUUCGGUUAUGGGUUAUAAUUUGGGUGAGGCAAAUAUCAACGAUACGGAAUAUGAUAAACUGAAUGCGGAGCAAAUACCCGAUGUGGUGUUGGUUAAGAAAUGCUACACAGAUCGUAAUACACGUAGCAAUCAACGUUUGUGGAAGUUACGCCAUUUGGCUGAAGAGGCCACCGAUGAACGUAGUAAACCGGAUUAUCAUGAAUUCUUGGAAGAUUUGGAAGAGGAUCCGGAUUAUCGUAAACAAGUGAAUAUUUAUCGUGAUGCCAAGAAACAAAUGCCCGUGGAUGGUGGCGAUACGUUGGGUUUUAAGGAUAAUGUACCGCGUAUUACAUUGGCUGAAAUGUUGGAAGAUUUAACGCUGGAAUGUGCCGAUGAUGAUAUGGGCGAAAGUGAAGAUGUUGCAGGGGAACCGCAAUUAUAAGACGG